CAGAUAUAUUCUUCAAAACAAAGGUUUAUAUUUGUUUAUUAUGUGAGAUAAUCGCCAAAAAACAGCAGAAUUGCAAAAUUUGUGAUUUGUCAGACUGACAGAGCUCUUUCUUAAGAAGAUUCGAGAGUUUUCUGGAAGGUUUUUAGCAUCUUAUAUAAAGUGAUCGCUUAAAUUUGCCAAAAUCAUUUUAAAACGUUUCUCGGUGAAGACUUCUGAUUUACAUCAAACCAACUGCAAGCGAUCAAGAUAAUGGCUCUCUCUGUCAAAGCCUAUCUCCAUUUACACCUAGGAGAGCAAGAAAUUCGACGAUUUACCAUCGAUGAAGGUGCUUCUUCUAACUACGACUACUUGCUGACGAAAAUUCGCACGGUCUUCCCAGGCAUCAGAAAUAAACCCUUGCGUUUGUUUUGGAAAGAUGACGACGAAGAGCUGGUCAUUUUUUCCAGCCAUGAAGAACUUGUCGAGGCCCUUGGCAGCAUGAAAGGCGACGUUUUCCGAGUUUUUAUCAAGGUUCUUGAUGGCCAAGAAGAAUCAAGUAAACAAGAUGGUAGCGACAGCACAUCACCUGAUCAAACUAUCCAUGAAGGUGUCAUUUGUGAUGGCUGUGAUGUCGUCAUUGUUGGAACACGAUACAAAUGUGUUGUUUGUCCAGACUAUGACCUCUGUAUGAAAUGUGAAGCUAAAGGACUGCACAAAGAGCAUGAAAUGCUGAGGAUUUGUACCCCAAGAGCAUGUCCAUGGUUCCCAGGUCCUUUCUCCUUCCCUCCAUCACCACAUGGCCCACAUCAUGGUCCACAUCAUGGCCCACACCAUGGCCCACACCAUGGCCCACACCAUGGAUUUGGUCCAUGGCUGCGAGGCCGUAAUGGUCGUUUUUGGGGUCCAAGAUGUGGUAGGGGUCGAUGUGGUGGCCCAAAAGGGCGUUGUGGUGCAACUACUGACUCCAAAUGUGACAGACAUUCAGAGACAGCACAAGAUGGUCAAGAAGUGCCCGUUGGGCCACCCUUCCUCCACAAUCUGGGAGAACAACUGGCAUCAUUCCUAGGACCUAUGGGAGUUGAAGUCCACACAUAUGCUGAUAAUGAGCAAGGUUGCUGCCUGGGAAACUGUACCUGCAAAACUGAUGAUAAAGGAACAGAGGGCACUUCUGCCGAGUCAUCACCAAAGGAUAAUGAAACACCUGCAACAGAUCAAGACCAAUGCCCCCCUUCUUGUGGCACAACGGACACCACUUCAGCUACAGGGGAUUAUGUUUUGGUCGACAAGGACAAACACAUUGAAGACACAGGAAGCACUACUGAAGAGAUGGAAGCAGCCACAGAUACACCCUUGGGACCUAAUGAAGCAGAUCCCCUUGAAGAAGCCAUCGCUAAAAUGAGAGACAUGGGCUUUGAAGAUGACCGUGGAUGGCUGUCGCAGCUUAUUGUAGCCAAAGAAUACGACAUUGGCAAAGUGCUUGAUGCUAUUCAGUUUGAGGGCAAAAAGUAAAAAUGCUAUUGAAAAGCAAACAGCAUUUAGUUUUUCCAACAGUUUUGUCGCAAUAUUAAAAAAUGUUUAAUUUUCAAAUGAAAUGAAACAUAUAUUUAGCCAGCCACUGUGAUACAUGUGGGUGUUUUUCAUGUGGGACCUCAUUGUGUGUGUGUGUGUUUGAUGCAGAAUUUCCCAAGUGCAACACUAAAUGAUUUCAGUGAUUUAGCCAUGCCUUAAGUUGGCAAGAAAAAUUCAAAAAUUUAAAAAAAAAACAUCUUCCAAAAAUCAUUAUUUAAUAUUAUUACUAAGGUUUAAGUUUAAUUUACUCAUUAUUGUAACACUAUAUUUAAAUUAAUAUUGCAAGAUUGUACUGUAGUCCUCUCUUUUUGUCAGAAUGAAUGAACAAAUAAAAAUUAAAUUAGCUUA
Molecule: messenger RNA, 1896 nt
Organism: Actinia tenebrosa (Australian red waratah sea anemone)
Lineage: Eukaryota; Metazoa; Cnidaria; Anthozoa; Actiniaria; Actiniidae
Product: sequestosome-1
Biological process (GO): mitophagy; endosome organization; aggrephagy
Cellular component (GO): aggresome; amphisome
Molecular function (GO): zinc ion binding; protein kinase C binding; K63-linked polyubiquitin modification-dependent protein binding
Source: RefSeq, a predicted model, not a curated record